AUGCGCCCCGAAGCAGCGAAAGCAGCUGUCUGCAGCGCUGCCUCCGUUCCCUCCUGUUGCAGCGCCCGCCCUGAGCUGAGCGGGACGUUUCGGUUUCAGCUGCUGGGGGAGGCGGCAGCAGCAACAACAGCGACAUGCCGAAUAAGAGGCAGCGGCCAGCGGGCCCUGCAAGCAAGAGGGACCGUGGCCAUCUCUGCUACUGACCCACCAAGGAAGUCCGGCAGUGGGCCCUUAUUUACCAGACUACGGAACCCGUGUACAGGACAAGGAGCCUUGUACUUGUUCAACAGUGACGCUCGUCAGCUCUUUGAAGUAAAAGCUUUCCAUGAAGAGUACCGUUCAUGGUUCAUCGGUCAGGCGGUUCAGCAGGAUGGACGCCUGUUCUUCACGACACCAGUGGAUCCCUUGUUUCUUGUGCUGUUCUAUCUUGCCAAGGCAGAGAAAGAGCAAGGAAAGUUUCAGCCACUGGAUCAAAUUUUGGUAGAUGCAGAAUUUUCGUCUUGCACAAUGUUGUUACAGUGUACAGAUAUCUUGAAGUCUAUUCGUCACAUUGUGGAAGAAAAAGAAACUGGUGGUAGGAAAUUUUAUAAAUAUAGCGAAGAGAAAACAUUGAAGUGGCUAACAAAGAAGGUCAACCAGACUGUGAAAGUACUAAAAGACCAUGAUGUGUGUGUGGGAGGAAAGGUGCAAUCUGCUACUUUUAUCAGUAGUAAGAAGCUCGCGGGUGCCACAGAAGAGGACUAUAUUCGCUACGCCCAUGGUUUAAUAUCGGAAUAUAUUACCGAAGAGCUGAGUACUACACUAGCUAAAUAUUUACAAAUUCCAGAAGUUGCCAUUCCUCCUAAGGAGCCAGCCCCAAAGAAAAGGAAAAUGUCAGAUGCGCCCGUGGAAGCUGAGGAAGAUUAUACCAAGUUUAAUACAAUUGACCUCAAAGGCAAAAAGGCAAGCAAGAUGUCAGCUGCUCAGAAAGCUCUAGCAAAAGUUGACAAGAGUGGAAUGAAAACAAUGUCUUCUUUUUUUAGUUCAAAAACCAAAGCUACAAAAUGA
This is a messenger RNA of Euleptes europaea (tarantolino), 1047 nucleotides long. RefSeq names its product ribonuclease H2 subunit B (gene RNASEH2B). NCBI's taxonomy places the organism in Eukaryota, Metazoa, Chordata, Lepidosauria, Squamata, Sphaerodactylidae. The record is from RefSeq and is a predicted model, not a curated record. Bases 1 to 1047 code for a protein of 348 amino acids. The transcript is spliced from 11 exons. Gene Ontology annotation, cellular component: nucleoplasm; ribonuclease H2 complex. Gene Ontology annotation, biological process: ribonucleotide metabolic process; RNA catabolic process.